Verticillium alfalfae VaMs.102 is the source of this 1200-nucleotide messenger RNA. RefSeq names its product pectate lyase L. Bases 1 to 1200 code for a protein of 399 amino acids. The transcript has a single exon. The record is from RefSeq and is a predicted model, not a curated record. Lineage: Eukaryota; Fungi; Ascomycota; Sordariomycetes; Glomerellales; Plectosphaerellaceae.
AUGAGCUUCGCCAAGUUUUUCGUUGCCAUCGCACUUCCCCUCGCUCUGGCGGCGGAUAUCUUCGUUGCCACAGACGGCAGCAACUCGGGCAGCGGUUCCAUCGGUUCGCCGUUUGCCUCUAUUCAAGAUGCCGUCGACGCCGCCUCGGCCGGCGACAACAUCUAUCUUCGUGCCGGUACUUACAAACCGUCGGCCAAUAUCCAGAUUCGCAAGAGUGGCACUUCCAGCAAUCCUUACACCAUCGCAGCAUACGAGGGUGAGGAGGUUAUCGUCGACGGUGAUAGAUUUCCCAACAACCCUGUCCCGUACGGUGGUGACCUACCUAACUCGGACCGUGGUGUAUUCCACUUCGAGAAAGCUGAUUACUGGCGCAUGUACAACUUGACCUUCAUCCACGGCCCGUACGGCGUCUACGUCAAGGAUUCGCAUAACAAUUAUUUUGAGCGCAUUACAACCCACCACAACUACGAGUCUGGAUUCCACCUCCAGAACAGUAUUUCCAACACGGAGAUUGCCUACCUCGAUUCGUACAUGAACGCCGACCCCCGCAAAAACGGCAAGUCGGCCGACGGAAUCUCCCUCAAGGAAGGUUCUGGUGAGGGGAAUGUUAUCCGUGGAGCACGCCUCUGGGACAACUCCGACGAUGGCCUGGACCUUUGGGAGUUCCUCUCGGACGUGACGAUUCUCGACUGUAUUGUCUACGGCAACGGCUUCAACCAUUGGGGCUUUAACCCACAUGAGAACGAUGGUCAUGGUGUCAAGCUCGGGGGCGGUUCCUCGGCCUCCGACCGUGGGGAGGUCAACCACGUCAUCACGAAUGUCAUCUCCUUUGGCAACAAGCGUCGCGGGUACACGGAUAACAACAUGCCCGGCGACAUGACCUUCACGCGUAACACGGCCUGGAACAACGGCGAGGAAGGCUUCAACACGCGUUCAUCCAUUGCUACCUACGAAGGCAACCUGGCCGCUGAGAACCACGGGUCCACCGACAAUCAUGACCAAGUCUUCCUUGUUUCGGGCGUCACGUCGCAUGGUAACAGCUGGGACGGCAGCUCUAAUUGGAGCAACUCGGACUUUAAGAGCACCAACAUUGACCUCAUCACCGGGCCGCGCCUGGCUGACGGCCGCAUCGCGCCCAGCGAUUUCCUCGCCCCUGCCAACGGCGAUGCUCUGGGUGCCACGACCGAGUGGUCUGCCUAA